CCAAUAAAUUGGUAAUCUUUUAUUUACGAGGCACAAACAAUACAAGUUAAUACGCCGUUAUGUUCCUAAGAUUACAUCAUAAUAGUAAAAAAUGCAUAAUUUCAAUCAAGUUAAUAUACUUUGACAUUUCGAAACUACCAUCGUCAUGUUUAGUCGUGUGUGCCUCCUACGUUAUUUAACGAGCAAAUAAAAUGACAGAGAAAUCACAACAUUAUAUCGAAUUAUAAUGCAUUUAUUGUACUAUACUUUUUGCAGUAUAUUGUCUUUAAAUAUGUAUUAUCUUUUAGCGUGCAUAAGUUUAUUAAACAUUACAUUAUAGAAUUUAUCUUAUCGCUAUUAAUAUAAAAAAUGUUUUUGCGUAUGUGGUGAUGCAAGUCUUAUAUUGAAAACAUACAUGUUUCUUUUCGCGUGAACGAUUACCCCUCUUUUUUCAAUCUUUCAUUUCUAUUUUAAGUCGGAAAUUAUGAUUAAUUGCCUCUGUGACGAUCUGUGCCUGGCACUGUGAACGUUUCAAGGAGGUGUAAAGAAUCAAGGAAAGUUAGCUGCUGCGUCAGUGGAAGUUCAGACGGUAACGUGCAUUCAGAAAGAUGGCAGGCUUUCUGAUGUGUGUAGCGCGUUUUCUAUUUUUAUUUUUUCUUCAUUCAAUUCCUGUAUUGUGCGGCCCCGGAACUAAGCUUGUGCAAAAUGUACCGGAGCCAUUAAUUCGAAGUGCCUUGAAUUCUUUGAACGAAGAUUCUCCGACGCAUCAUAUAUAUAAGGGUGGUAACCUGAUUAGUGCGCAAAAAUUGGAUGAAUCACCAUACGUGAUAUAUAGACUUACAUUUGAUUUAACUCCUGUAUGCAAAGAAUCAUUAGAACCGUGUCCACGAGAAGCAUGCACUAUCGAGGUGAAAAAACACGAACAAGGAGAGAUAAAUGUUCUAAGGGAAUCUAUACAGUGCAUGUAUUUGUAUCCUCAGUUGCCACAAGAUGAGCCAGCACAUACGCAAGAAAAUACUCAAGAGCAUGAGAUCAUUGAAAAUCUAGACAAACAAAUUAUUGGUAACCAGAGCGUUGAACUGGAUCAUGAGAUUCAGAAAACUGGAGAUAACAAUGAUAAACCGUUUAUUGCUAUGAGAGCUUCUAAUUCAAAAUAUUGUCCAGGAUGUCCUUAUGAACUUAAUCCAAAUUUACCUGGUUUAGUUGCUUUUGGAGAACAGGUGGCAAAAUCAAUGGAUGAAUUAAUACAAAAUGAUUUCAAGCAUAAAGUAAUUGACAUUGUUAAAGUAACCCGAGGUGUUCCACCAUCGUCUAACAUAAUACAGUAUCACCUCUUAUUACAUAUAGGAGAAUCUGAUUGUCUAAAGAAUGCGAUAGAUCAGUCAGAUUGUUCUGUACAAGUAGGUCUUCCUGUUAAGACAUGUUUGGUUACAUUUGAGGAAUUACCCUGGCAGCAAUCUACUCGUAGAAUAACAAGAAAUAAUUGUACUGUAGACAACAGUAUAGUAGGUGAAAGCAAUAUCAAUUCUUAUUCAACAUUGGCUGUUGAAUCACUUAUGACACCUUCACCUGACAAACAAAGAAUCGACCCUGAAAAGGCUGAUGCAUUAGAAAACUUGAGAGAUAUUCUUGACAAUUACACCAAUGCUGCAACUGCGAAAGCAGAAGACCCACAGCAAUCAGAAGUUACGGAACAUCCUGUAAUAAAAAUUUUGGUAAACAAAAGUGACGAUGAUGUAAAGCCCCAAGGAUUUGAAGAUAAAACUAAAGAGUUUGAUGAAUUUUUGAAGGAUUUCGAUUUGCCCACAAGAGAGGCAAAAUCAAAUACAAACACAAUCAGAGAAGAAGUUAAAGAAGAAACUAUUGUGCCAAAAAAAAUAUCAGCAGAUCCCACAAUGAACAAAUCAUAUACAUUUCACAGGAACAGAAGAACACCUGGUGCACCACGCAAAAUAAACAUUGAUUCCCCUGAAAUCCAGGAUGCCGCAAAGAAAGGACUAAAGAAACUUUCUCUUGAUUAUCAAGGAGUAAAUGAGCCUAUUAUAGUAGAAAUUGUAGAAGCCACGGAGCAGGUUGUUGCUGGAAUGUUAUAUAAAUUAAGAGUUAAAGUAGGUUCAAGCACAUGCCCAAAGGGUGUUAGAGAUAACUGUCUAUUACAGGAAGGAAGUGAAGUUCAAGAAUGUCUAUUCUCUGUGUGGUCUCAGCCUUGGAUGGAUCAAGGAUCUCCUAAAAUUUCCGUCGAUUGCAACUUAAAUAAUCAGCAAAAACGAUCUCUACCCACAAAUGAAUUGACACCUAUUUCUAAAGUAAGGAGUAAAAGACACCAAUCUGGUCUUGUUGGUGCGCCAGAAAGCAAAGAUAUUGAUGAUCCUGAAAUACAGAGGCUCGCUAACAAAGGCCUACACAAAUUAUCAGAAAGCUAUCGAGGCACAAACGAGCCUAUUAUAACAGAAAUUGUGGAAGCUUCAAAACAAGUUGUAUCUGGACUCUUAUAUAAAAUAAAGGCUAAAGUAGGUACAAGUACAUGCCCAAAGGGUGUUAGAGACAACUGUCUAUUACAGGAGGGAAGUGAAGUUCAAGAAUGUCUAUUCUCUGUGUGGUCUCAGCCUUGGAUAGAUCACGGAUCUCCUAAAAUUUCCGUCGAUUGCAACUUACAUAAUCAGCAAAAACGAUCUCUACCCACAAAUGAAUUGACUCCUAUUUCUAAAGUAAGGAGCAGAAGAGACCAAUCUGGUCUUGUUGGUGCACCAGAGAGCAAAAAUAUUAACGAUCCUGAAAUACAGAGGCUCGCUAACAAAGGCCUACAAAAAUUUUCAGAAAACUCUGAAGGCACGAACGAGCCUAUGAUAGUGGAAAUCGUGGAAGCCUCCAAACAAGUGGUUUCAGGAAUGUUGUACAAAAUUAAAGUUAAACUGGGCACUAGUGCUUGUCCUAGAGGCACUAAAGAUAAUUGUCAACUAAAGGAAGGUAGUGAUAUCAAGGAAUGUUUGUUCACAAUAUGGUCUCAACCGUGGAAAGAUAACGGUUCUCCAGAAAUUACCAUUAAUUGUGACUUAAAUAACCGCCGUAAGCGAUCCCUACGCGGCUUUCUAUAUAAUCAAAAAAUGUUGAGUAUGGCUAAGGACGUUAACGAGGAACUUAGGUUUGAAAGUUUCGUUGACGAAUAUGGGAAAAAGUAUGAUUCGCCCGAGGAAAAGCAAAUGCGUUUAAACGUUUUUAAAAAAAAUUUAAAACGUAUAGAAGAAUUACAGAAAUAUGAACAGGGCACAGCCGAGUAUGGUGUUACAAUGUUUGCGGAUUUAACGUCGAAAGAAUUUAAAAGCAGAUACUUGGGUUAUAGACCAGAGUUGCGGCAGAAAAAUGCAAUACCUUUUCCCGAAGCUAAGAUUCCGGACAUCGAUUUGCCACCCAAAUUUGAUUGGCGUACUCAUAACGCGGUAACUCCUGUAAAAGAUCAGGGUUCGUGUGGAUCGUGUUGGGCAUUUUCCACUACUGGAAACGUAGAAGGACAAUAUGCAAUUAAACAUGGAAAAUUAUUAUCACUAUCCGAGCAAGAAUUAGUGGAUUGCGAUAAAGCGGAUAGCGGGUGCAUGGGUGGAGAAAUGGACAAUGCUUAUAGAACCAUAGAACAAUUGGGUGGUCUCGAAUCGGAAACGGAUUACCCUUACGAUGCUAGAAAUGAGAAGUGCCAUUUCGAUAAAGGUAAAGCUGUCGUAGAAGUUGUCGGUGCUUUGAAUAUUUCAUCGAAUGAAACGAAAAUGGCACAGUGGUUAGUUAAGAAUGGUCCAAUCUCUAUUGCAAUCAAUGCUAAUGCUAUGCAGUUUUACCUUGGCGGUGUUUCGCAUCCAUAUAAAUUUUUAUGUAACCCGAAGGACUUGGAUCACGGCGUUUUAAUAGUAGGAUAUGGCAUGAGCAAGUAUCCUCUCUUCAACAAAGAAUUACCAUAUUGGAUUAUAAAAAAUAGUUGGGGCCCCCGAUGGGGUGAACAAGGCUAUUACAGAGUGUAUAGAGGUGACGGUACCUGCGGAUUAAAUACAAGUGCUUCGACCGCUAUAGUAGCAUGAUAAAAAUACUCAUGACACUAAUGACCUCUUAUAAUGAUAAAUAACUUAUCUUAAAUAAAAUUAUUUUUUUUUACUAACUCAGCACGCAUAUUGUAUAAAUUUUAUUGUUCAGAAUAUAAGAAAAUAAUCAAAGAUUUCGUUACCGGAACAGGAUCUUGCAAUAAAUAAGAUAGAACUACAGAAUUUUGACAGUUGUAAUUACUUAGAGUUCUAGUGAUGCUUUUGUAAUAAAAAAAUACUUGUUACAAUA
Molecule: messenger RNA, 4293 nt
Organism: Nomia melanderi (Alkali bee)
Lineage: Eukaryota; Metazoa; Arthropoda; Insecta; Hymenoptera; Halictidae
Biological process (GO): proteolysis
Molecular function (GO): cysteine-type peptidase activity; cysteine-type endopeptidase inhibitor activity
Source: RefSeq, a predicted model, not a curated record